AUGUUUAAGUUAAUAAGUUUAGCUGCUCUCGUAGCUGUAGCCACAGCUAAACCCAGUGUUUAUGGAGAAGCAGUUGUUCCAUUACCAGUUCACGCUGAACCACUUCACGUACCAGCCGUUGUUAGUACUUCAUUCCGUAAAGAUGUCAUCCACAAGCCUAUUGUGACUUCGUACACUGCCCCAGCCGUUGUAGGCCAUAGAGCAGUUGUUGAGAAAGUGCCAUUGCCAGUACCAGUCUUAGAAAAAUCUUUUGUCCAGCCAGCUCCAAUUGUGCAAAGAGCAUUAGUGCAACCUGGUCUUGCUCAUGGUUAUUCUGAAUAUGUAGCUCCUGCACAUUAUAACCCACUUCCACUGGACCCAUUGAGAUUGGCCCCACAUUAUAGAGGAAAUUAUUUAUGGUGAUAAACAAACGCUAUCACAUUUUGUUGGUUUUAUUAAAAUAAAUACAAAUUAAAAAAUA
Messenger RNA from Aethina tumida (small hive beetle), 460 nucleotides. RefSeq lists its product as uncharacterized. The record is from RefSeq and is a predicted model, not a curated record. Bases 1 to 402 code for a protein of 133 amino acids. The transcript has a single exon. NCBI's taxonomy places the organism in Eukaryota, Metazoa, Arthropoda, Insecta, Coleoptera, Nitidulidae.